Plasmodium inui San Antonio 1 is the source of this 1689-nucleotide messenger RNA. RefSeq lists its product as hypothetical. Bases 1 to 1689 code for a protein of 562 amino acids. The record is from RefSeq and is a predicted model, not a curated record. NCBI's taxonomy places the organism in Eukaryota, Apicomplexa, Aconoidasida, Haemosporida, Plasmodiidae. Gene Ontology annotation, cellular component: cytoplasm. The transcript has a single exon.
AUGAUCGGAAUCACCAUCAUCACUGGGUUCCUCGGGGCGGGCAAAACCACCCUCCUCAAGAACCUCCUCAAGGAGAGCCUCCGAAAUGGAAAAAAAAUCGCAAUCAUCCACAAUGAGUUCACCGAGAAUAAUAACAACAUCGAUAAAAUUGUGUUCAAGGAUAUAAACGAUAUUUAUAAUUUCCCCAACCAGGGGGUAGCAAGGACGGGGGCCAAGGACGGAGCCAAGAGUGCUGAACAAAAUGAUGUGCACUCCGAUCGCCAAAACGACCAAGAGGACCAAAACGACAUAACCAUCGUCAAUCGAAUCGAAAAAGAAGAGGGCUACAUCUACGAACUGAACAACGGCUGCCUCUGCUGCUCCAACAAAAGCAACAUUGUCAAGCUCAUUGAAAAUAUCCUUUCCAUGAAAAGUCACUACGACUACAUCUUUGUCGAAGUGGCGGGCGUGUACGACAACAUCCAGCUGAACAAUCUGCUCUGGCUGGAUGAUCUGAACAAGUCUCAAAUUUACCUUGACAGUAUUGUCUACAUUUUGGACGCGUAUAACUUUGUGAAAUCCUUCCAGAGGGGGGAUUCAUUCCGCGGUCAUGGCGCCCUGGCGGAAGCUGCUUCCCUGUUCGCUUCCACGCAGGAAGAAAAGGAAAAGAACCUUCCUUGUGGGGAAGCAGCAGAGAGGACGAAAGAGGGGAAUGUUAGCCUACCCCAAGAGGGCAUCACAGAGGCCGCCCCUUCCCCCACCGAACAACUAAUCGUCUGCGACGUUGUAAUUAUAAAUAAGGUAGACAAAAUUAGCGAAGAGGAAAGGGAAAAAAUAAAAUCCUUCAUUAGCAAUAUGAACCCAUUCAGUUCGAUUUACCUGACCAGUUAUGCUGCCCUCCCGAUGAAACACCUAACAGAACUGAAAUGUUACGAAAAAAAAAAUAUAAAAGAUGUGUUGGAAAAUUCGAUGAGCAGUCACACUUCAGAUGGAAAGGACAUAUUCCACUACAACCAUUUUGUGAACUGCUCACUGCAGUAUGAACACAGCAUUCCCUACCUAGUUCAUCUAAGUGAGCAUAUAAACAGAAUGAAAAAUCAAUUUGUCCAAUCGAAGAGUAAAAACACACUGAGAAAGAUCCUUUCUUCAAAAAAGGAGAACAUUUUCUCUUUCAAAAAAAUUAACCAAGCUUUAGUUUCCCUCCUGUGGACAGAGAAUCUGCAAAUUUAUCGAGGCAAGGGCGUCUUUGUCGCCUUCAAUGAUGAUAUCUACACUCACAAGAGCAAGCUAAAGCUAAACAUGUAUUAUUACCAAAGUGUUGGUGACCUGUACGAAAUCGAUUUGGUGCUGAGCGACCUUCACACGUUUUUUCUCUCUUCCCUGGAUUGGGUGCAAACACAGAUGGGGAGUGUGCCACGGUUGAGUGAUAACGAGAAGGACGAUCCCAUGGAACAUCUCAACCAUGCAGACGACGUCUCCGAUAUUGAAAACUACCUUUCGGACUCCUCCGGAAGGGAUGGAAGUGACAGAAGCGGCGGAGAAGAGGGAAGUGGCAAUCGUGGCAAUCGCGGCAGUCGCGGUGAAGGCGAGUACAACGUAAAGAGCAUUCUACGUGGGGGGGACGUCUUCGCGUCCCGCUUCCUUUUCAUAGGGAAACAUAUCGACGUGGAGGGGGUCAAGCGAAAAUUAAAUGACUGCCUGUGUGACUAA